Molecule: messenger RNA, 846 nt
Organism: Nezara viridula (southern green stink bug)
Lineage: Eukaryota; Metazoa; Arthropoda; Insecta; Hemiptera; Pentatomidae
Source: the annotation of a GenBank genome assembly
AUGGCUGAUUUUCCUGAGUAUGGUAUUUUCAACUCUAGAUUUGGCCUGCCCAACUCUAACAAAUUUGAUCUUGAAGAAGCUAGGAAAAAUAAAGUGCCUAAUGCUGAAGACGCCUUAAAAAGUUUGAAGGAUUUAUUAUGUAGCAAUCAAAAUAAUGAUAUACCACAUUUGGAAGAUGAUUUUUUGAUGAGGUUUCUGUAUGCCCGUAAAAUGGACAUUGGUGAAAGCUAUACUUUAUUGUGUAAUUAUUUUUCUUACCGACUCAGAAACAAGGAGUUAUUUGAAAACUUAUCUGUUGAUGACCCAUUAAUAAAGCAAGCUCUAUAUGAUGGUUUUCCUGGAGUAUUACCUGAAAAAGAUAGGAAAGGAAGAUGUGUUCUGGUAUUUUUUGGCAACAAUUGGGAGCAAGCCAAUUAUCCUCUAGAAGUAGUCUAUAAAUCUUUACUAAUUACUCUGGAAGAACUGAUUACAGAUGUAAACAAUCAGAUAAAUGGUUUUGUUGUUAUUGUUGAUUGGACAGAUAUUUCAUUCAGGCAGGUAACUUCAAUAAGUCCACGAGUAUUGAGCCUCAUGGUUGAAGGACUGCAAGAUUGUUUUCCUGCAAAAUUUAAAGGCAUUCAUUUUCUGAAUCAGCCUUGGUAUAUCGAACGAAUACUCUCGUUUCUGAAAACGUUUUUGAAAGAAAAAACUAGUAAAAAGAUAUUUGUGCAUGGGAACAACUUGGUCUCUUUACACAGUCAUGUUACUCCUGCCAUCCUUCCGUCCGAGCUUGGUGGUGAAGGCCCUCCAUUUUCUCCAACCUCAUGGGCACACAGCCUCACAACUCAGCGACCUGAGCCAAAAUAA